Messenger RNA from Anisakis simplex (herring worm), 1782 nucleotides. Lineage: Eukaryota; Metazoa; Nematoda; Chromadorea; Rhabditida; Anisakidae. The record is from the annotation of a GenBank genome assembly.
AUGUCUUGGUUAACAAAAGUUUCUGAUUUUGCUGGUAAGGCCGAGGAUCUUCUGAACAGAAUCGAUCAAAACACAGCUGAUGUGCUGAGGAGACCCAGAGCUGGCACUCCUAGUGCACAUAGUGUGCAGUUGACUAGGGUCGAGAGUGAAGCGUCGCUACUAAAUGAAACAGCUGUCUCUGAACCUGGUGUCGCCAGUCCAUACAAGCAGCCAAUCCGCUCUCUUGCUCUUUCAUCUUCGAAUCGUUCGUUCCAAAGCCGUAAAAAAGAUGAUAAAGAAGUAGAUGAAUUGAUCUCAUAUUUGAAUGAAAACGAUCAUCCAAAAAUGCAUAGCCGACGUUCGUCGAACUCCAGUCAUUUAUCAUUACCAGUACCUCACACUUCUCAGCCAUCACAUGGACUGCCAGGUUCAUCGACAUCUCCAAUUGUAAAUACAUUCUUGGAGAUUGAUGAUAAAGCAGAACUACAGGCCCAGUAUUCUGACACGCUCAAAAGUCUUCAUCUCAAAGAAAGUCAAAUGGCUGUUAUGAGCGUUAAAUUACAGGAAGCUGAAGACGCUGUAGCGUAUAAGGAAGCGAAAGUAGAGGAAUUGAUCAAAGAAAAUAAGGCACUACGUGAGGGCAGUAGGUCGUUGCAACAUUCAUCAGAAGAUGUCCCAAAUAUGGAAAGUCCUCAAGCAGCUGAAGUGGCUAAUUUGGAAAAAAUGGAAGCGGAAUAUAAACGAGAAAGAAACGAAUUCGAAAGACGUGAGGCAGAAUACACAAAACGAUUAGAGAAAGCGAGUGCUGAGAAGAGUGCGUUGGUGAACGAAAUUCAAAAAUUAAAAUCAUCAUUAUCCGAAAUGGAAAUGAUCAAGAGACAUUAUACUGAAGAGUUAAGGUUGGCAAAAUAUAAUUUGGAGGCUAACAAACAUGAGUUCGAUGAAUAUAAGCAGAAAGCGCAAAAAAUAUUGUGUGCCAAAGAGAAAUUAUUGGAAACACUGAAACAAGGUGGUUCGAAGGAGGGCAAUAGCGGUGAGAAGUCAGUGGAACUGGAAGAGUUACGAUGCGAAAGAGAAUUGCUGAAAGAAGAGCUGCAACAGUCACAGCUAGUCGUUUACAAUUUAAAAGCCGAUAUUCAGGAUAUGGAGAAUCGAUUGAGAGAAGAGCAAAAAGCAUCAGGUGCACAUCGUGAAGCACUUCUUGAGCAGUGUCAUCAGCAUCUGAGUGAAGCGAAUCAAUACCGAGAAAAAUUGGAACGAACGCAACUUGAAUUUGAGUUUUUGCUAGCAGAAAUGCGUCGUCAAGAAGAGGCGGUAGAUCGUAAACUGGCUGAAAAAGACGUGGAGUUGAUGAAAUUGAUGGAAGAACGAAGAACGACGAGAAAGUAUGAAGCCGGUGAAGCUGAGCAGAGAAUAGCGUUAAUGAGCGAAAAAUUGAUUGCGAAACAAACGGAUAUUGAACGACUUGAGGGCGAAAAAAGGGCGAUUACAUUGCGUCUUGAGAGAUCUGAGCGAGCAUAUCGUCAAGCCGAAGCAGCGGCAAUAAAAGCGUGUGCAAUAGAUAUGCGCGAAACUGGCAGCAGUAAUCGAAGUACAUCAUUUUUACCGAGAAAACCUAAUGACAGUGCAUCAACAAUCGCAUUCAAAUCAGUUGUUAAUAUUGUUGAUUUGGCUGGAUUCCGUUUAGCGAAUUUCAUGCGCAGUCCUGUAUUCCGAAUCUUUUUCUUAAUUUAUUCGAUCCUUUUACACAUUUGGGUAUUUUUUAUUGUUUUCACAUAUACACCCGAAGUUCAUCCACUUUGA